Messenger RNA from Ceratotherium simum simum (southern white rhinoceros), 1951 nucleotides. It is a transcript of the gene PPIL1, whose product is annotated as peptidylprolyl isomerase like 1. Gene Ontology annotation, molecular function: peptidyl-prolyl cis-trans isomerase activity. Gene Ontology annotation, biological process: protein folding; protein peptidyl-prolyl isomerization. The record is from RefSeq and is a predicted model, not a curated record. NCBI's taxonomy places the organism in Eukaryota, Metazoa, Chordata, Mammalia, Perissodactyla, Rhinocerotidae. Gene Ontology annotation, cellular component: catalytic step 2 spliceosome.
AUCCACGCCGGAAGUAGCUGUUGCCAGAGAAGGAUUCCGCGGGCUUCGCCAUGGCGGCGAUCCCCCCCGACUCCUGGCAGCCGCCCAACGUAUUCUUGGAGACCAGCAUGGGGAUCAUUGUGCUGGAGCUGUACUGGAAGCAUGCUCCAAAGACCUGUAAGAACUUUGCUGAGUUGGCUCGUCGAGGUUACUACAAUGGCACCAAAUUCCACAGGAUCAUCAAAGACUUCAUGAUCCAGGGAGGUGACCCAACGGGGACAGGUCGAGGUGGUGCAUCUAUCUAUGGCAAACAGUUUGAAGAUGAACUUCAUCCGGACUUGAAAUUCACGGGGGCUGGAAUUCUCGCAAUGGCCAAUGCAGGGCCUGAUACCAACGGCAGCCAGUUCUUUGUGACCCUAGCUCCCACUCAGUGGCUUGACGGCAAACACACCAUUUUUGGCCGUGUGUGCCAGGGUAUAGGAAUGGUGAAUCGAGUGGGAAUGGUGGAAACAAACUCUCAGGACCGCCCUGUGGACGAUGUGAAGAUCAUUAAGGCAUACCCUUCUGGGUAGACUUGCUGCUCCCUUGGGCACACACGGGUCCUCUGAGAUGGCCCCAGCGAACCAGCUUCCAGAUGGUCUAGAAUGACACGUGACUCUAAACUUCAUUUUGGCCUUGCAAAUUGCAGUGCUAAGGAGGCCUGGGGUCUUGGGUGAGUUAGAGAUGGAAGUGUAUUUUAAUAAGAUGCUUCUUUUCUCUUCCCCCAGCGCCUAGGUUGACAGAGCAUUUGCAGAAAUGCCCAUACAUGAUCGUUCACAGGUUACUGCUCACUGUAGAUGACCCAUACUGCUCCUUCUAGUGUGCAUCUGCUCUGAUACACUUGGAACAAAGUGAAGCCAACUCUGUCAUUUUGCAGUGCCUAACCAAACCUCCUCCUGCGGGGAUUUAUAUUCUGGCCUACACUGCAGUCUUUGGUGGCUGACAGCCACAGAAUUCAAAAUCAAGUAAUGUCUAUCAGCCUUCUUAACUCUGUGCAUACCUUAUUUCAGUCUCCUACAUUUGUUGUUCCCGGGAAUGUAUGCAUCUCUAUAUAUUUUCCCUCUCAAAACCAGAAGAACACCAACACUGCUGUUUCUGACACUUAGACAUCCCACGCAAAACCACAUUGAAUUUUUGCCAAAUAAAAAAUGCGUCCAACAAUCAAUAUUCUAAGAAGGUGUCAAGUGGGGAAUGAUAAUGUGUAGUAAUCGAGAAAUGAAUUUAUUAAAAGGAAGCAGAAGCAUUGACCAUUUUUUCCCCAGGAAGGAGUAGAAGUCUGUAGUGAGCAUAAGAACAGACUGAAUUCUCCUUACAAAGCAGUAUUCUUGUAAAGGAGAAGCACCACUUAAGUUUUUAAGCUAAGACUUUAGAGAAACUAGAAAAGAGUUUUUAUACGUUGUUUUUUUUAAUCAUUCUGAUUUUUUAGGGGGGGCAUGGUGAGAGAAAGGAAGUUAAUACCUAUGUAAUACAUAGAAACUUCCAAAAUAAAAUGCCAUUGAUGGUUAAAAUUGCUGCUGUGGUCUGAUUUUAAGUAUUGUAUGAGGUUCUAGCAGCCAUUUUAAUCUCUCAAGUAGUAUUGCAGGGCUCAUCUUCAAGAUUUUACAGCGUUUUAGAUUAGAUUUGUGGAUCUCCAGUGGAUUGCUCUCAUUCGAGAGCAGGUGUGACUUUAAAAAGGCAGUACUAAAGAAAGAAGUUAAGUGAUAUCUAUUAGCAUUUCUGAAUGAGGGGGAAUCACCUGUAGAUUAACCAGGGGAAUGUGCUGAGAGACCUGAACCAUCCCUGGAACUUGGAAGAGAUACACCUGCAUGUCGCUGUGGGCCCAGAGGCAAUAUGUGUUGUGGUGUUUGCUUUCUUAAACUGGUCACUCCUUGGUCGAAGAGGGGAUUGUACCUUAAAUGUUCCUCCUUAUCACUCUAUGUAUUUUGGAAAUGGU